GGAAGCUGGUGGAUUAAACUCCGUGGGAUGUGCUUCUUUGUCAGCAGCACAUCGUGUGAGAAACACGCGUGGGAAGGAGGCGGUGGACCCGUGACUGCAGCAGAGAAGUCUGGGAAGGGGUGCGUCCACAGCGAGGAGAGAUGCUCCCCAGAAAGGGAACAGAUAAGGCGAUCCAGGGCCCAGGGGCAGCACUAAAAGCCGGUGCAGGUUCUAUCCGGCCUAACUCAUACAACAGACGGCCGUCGGGUGAAUGACAUUAAAAUCCGGGAGAAACCGUGGACGAACCGGGCAAUAUGGGGGCCUUCCGCUUCAUACGUAAGACUAGACUAAUCGCUUCCUGUUUGGUGCUGAGAGGCUUGGUGAUGUGGAACCUUUCUUCUCGUGAUUCGUUCUUCCUGCGGGGGAACUGAUUUCCAAGGGACCCACGGCGUGCACUUUUACUUGAUGCACAGGGCAGUAGGGAUUGUUGCCCUAGUAACCGCUCGCUGGAGCUCGUUUAGGACCGUCCAGAGCAACUACGCCUUGCCACGUGUUAGGACUGCAUCAUGAUGAAUAGCCGUGUGCCGUGGGUCGCCAGGCGGCGAUGGCUAAGUCGAGAUGGACUCCCCAAACAUCCCAGCGCGGAGGAGAGCGCGAAACUGACGGAGCUGCUGCAGAGCGUGGUGAAGGAGGACGAGGAGGAGGAAGAUGGGGCCGGGGCUGCCCGGAAGGCGCGCCGCGCGCCAGAAGAGGCCUCGGUCUUGCUCUUCCCCGGCCAAGGCAGCCAGUACGUGGGGAUGGGUCAAGGACUGCUUCGUUACCCGAAUGUGCGCGAGCUUUUCCGCGUAGCCGAGCGCUUGCUGGGCUACGACCUGUUGAGCCUCUGCCUGCAAGGACCGCGCGCCGAGCUGGACCGCACGGUAUACAGCCAGCCCGCCGUCUUCGUCAGCUCCUUGGCCGCAGUCGAGAAGCUCCACCACCAACAGCCCACGGUGAUUGAGAACUGUGUUGCAGCUGCUGGAUUCAGUAUUGGUGAAUAUGCAGCGCUUGUUUUUGCAGGAGCCAUAGACUAUGCAGAAGCUUUAUAUGCAGUAAAGGUGCGUGCUGAAGCCAUGCAAGAGGCAUCGGAAGCUGUCCCAAGUGGAAUGCUCUCUGUUAUUGGCCGACAUAGUUCUGAUUAUGUCACUGCUUGCUUGGAAGCUCGUGAAUAUUGCAAGUCAGUGGGCAUAGAAAAUCCUGUAUGUGAAGUUUCAAACUACUUGUUUCCAGAUAGCAGAGUCAUUGCAGGACACUUGCAGGCUUUGGAGUUCCUACGACAAAAUUCAAAAAAAUACUCAUUUGCACGUCUGAAAAUGCUGCCAGUUAGUGGUGCUUUUCACACUCGACUUAUGGAACCAGCUGUGGAACCUUUAACUGAAGCUCUCGCAUCAAUUAACAUUCAAAAACCAUUCAUCCCUGUCUAUUCAAAUGUGGAGAACCAGAAAUACACACAACCAAAACAGAUUCAGCAUUUAUUAGCAAAGCAGUUGGUUUUACCUGUGAAAUGGGAGCAGACCAUGCAUGCCAUAUAUGAGAGAAAAAGGGGAAUAGGGUUUCCUUACACAUAUGAAGUAGGGCCUGGGAAACAGCUAGGAGCAAUCCUUAAAAGCUGCAAUUUCAAAGCCUGGAAAUUCUAUAAAAAUAUUAACGUUUCAGAAGAUGAGACAAAAGAGGAAAUAUAGAGGAGUCUGAAGAAAAAUGUUCAUAGUGUAUUCUGCUACCACCUCCCUCCCCCACUUAAUUUAAAACAGAUUUAUUAUUCAUUACAAAUGAAGUCAUGGCAGACAUGGAGGAAUACACAUAGGGCCCUCCAUUUCCCCCAGAAUAGGGAAACAUACAUUGUUGCCAUGCAAUUGCUACAAAUAGAAAGCUCAAGAUUAAGCUGCUUUUUACCUCAUGACGUGAACAGCCAUCAGCCAUCACUCUGGAUUGCAUUCCACCAAGUAUUUGUCCAUGAGGAAGCCUCUUUAAAUCAAUGGUUCCAGCUAGAAGCCUUUAAGAAUUUUUUUAUACAUUACUGUUAAAUAGGCUUACAUGUUCAUUUUAAACAAGCCAAAGGUUUGUGAUGACUCCCAGUCACGAUAUUGUUUAGACUCUUCUUCAAUGAGAUUUUUGAAUGUGAACUGUUUUCUUUAUUUUAUAUACUACUGAAAGGGAGAGCAAAUCUGAUAGAAAAAUAUUAAAUAAAUGGUUUUGUUUUUUUAAAGUAUGGUGAGUGUAACUCUUCCCCCUAGAAUAAUGUUUUGGAUGCUGUAGUUGCAGAGACCCAUAAUAGUGAGUUCCUGUGCCCUAUUGUCUUACAAUUAUUAGAUUAAUCUUAUUAAAGACCUGUCUUGCAAAGAC
Molecule: messenger RNA, 2361 nt
Organism: Hemicordylus capensis (graceful crag lizard)
Lineage: Eukaryota; Metazoa; Chordata; Lepidosauria; Squamata; Cordylidae
Gene: MCAT
Product: malonyl-CoA-acyl carrier protein transacylase
Exons: 4
Coding region: 546-1700 (384 amino acids)
Molecular function (GO): transferase activity
Source: RefSeq, a predicted model, not a curated record